UCCUCCUCCUCCUCGACCAGCUCGCAGCCUGCCACUCAUUGCGAGACACCACCGACAAUGGCUGAUGUUCUCAAGGGCCUCUUUGGAGGCAGUAAGUCUACAGCAGCUCCAGUGGCCACUGGAGAUUCAGACUUUGCCGACUUUGCAGAGGCCUCUGAACCCUCGCCCGAACCCUUUGUCCCUCCUCCAGGCGGUGCGACCUUUGGUGCCAAUGCGCCCGCCGCCACAGCUCGUCCCUACACCAAGUGGUACCGCAUCGAUGAACGGUACACCCUCAACGACUUCCGCGCCGAGGGCAUCAUUCUUGCCGCCAUCAUCUUCAUCUUUACCCUGCACGUCAUCGGCUCACGCCUGAAUAGGAGUAGGGCCAAGAAGUGGAUCAGGGCGCACUCCAAGAUUUUGGCGUCCGAGUUUGCGCUUGUCGGCUUCGGUGACAAGGCCGGUCCUGCGAGCGAGGGCGAUGCCGACCUUACCAACCCAGACCUGGCGCUCAGAGAGAAGUCGCUGUUCGAGUUCGCAACGUAUGCGACUGGCCGCCAGAAUGUGGCGUUCCUGGACGCGAAGCUCACGCUGAUCCGCCGGUUCAACCCUCUCAUGUCGGUCGCCGAGGCCGGUCUGAGCCUGUUCAUUGACAGCUUCAACAUGCCGCAGGAUCUGGUGGAGGUCACCAUCUAUCCCUUCGACGGCAAGGAGAACUUGUUGGUCCCUGGCGUUCCCGGUAUGGCAGAGCUGCGCAAUAAGGAUGCCAAGAGCAGCUACGACGGCUUCGUCUGGGCAAUUGUCAACAAGGACCGGAUGAAGCAGGUCCGGGAUGAGCGGUUCGACGUCUCCCUGACCUUCACCAAGGAUCACAACAAGCUGCCCGUCUGGAGCACCGUUAUGAGCGAAAGUGCCGAGAUCACCAAUGUGCUGCUCACCAACGAGCUUGCCAAGGCUGUUGAGUCCGCCGGGGAGCUUUUCGAUUACCUCAUCGUCUCUGACCAGCCCGAGGAUAAACCCAAGACUCUCGAGGAGACAAGCCCCCGCAAGCGCAUCUUCCUCAAGUACCGCCUCCCGUCCGACAGCAACUACGCGCCCCUCCUGCCCAUCUUCCAGCACGCCAUCAGGCUGACGGACCAGCUGGCCAAGGAGGCUCACUUCCGGCCCGAGGUGUUGCGCAAGGUGAAGGGCGUGCGUGACGACACGGUCAAGCAGAUCCAGAAGGCCAGCCUGGAGGAGAAGUCUGAGGAGCGCAACUACGAGCGUGAGAAGGCCAGAAAGGCCAAGCGCGACCAGGAGCUGGCGGCCCUCGAUGCCAAGGGCCAGAAGAAGUACCUCGAGAAGGAGCGCGAGAAGGAGCAGCGCAAGCAGCAGAAGAGAAUGACCUCGCGCGCGUAAUUGGAGGGGGUUCUCUGUGUCGGGAAGGACAAGGGAAGGCACCGGGGUGUCAGGGCUGUAUUGAGGUCGUUGAUGAGUGGGGCUGGCUAAGGGCGGCAUCUGUGCCAGGGUUUUGUGCCGGGCACCGUGGCCAUCUAAAACGGAACUAGGAUAUAUGGUGAUCUUGUAUAAGUUAUCAUCGUGUGCCCAUCUAAAAAGUUUAACGGAGGCAAAAUCAUUCAG
Cryphonectria parasitica EP155 is the source of this 1599-nucleotide messenger RNA. Its product is annotated as DUF1682-domain-containing protein. Gene Ontology annotation, cellular component: endoplasmic reticulum. Bases 58 to 1377 code for a protein of 439 amino acids. Gene Ontology annotation, biological process: endoplasmic reticulum calcium ion homeostasis. The record is from RefSeq and is a predicted model, not a curated record. NCBI's taxonomy places the organism in Eukaryota, Fungi, Ascomycota, Sordariomycetes, Diaporthales, Cryphonectriaceae. The transcript is spliced from 3 exons. Gene Ontology annotation, molecular function: calcium ion binding.